AUGUCUACUCUCAACCGAUCAUUCGAAGAAGCCAUUCAGGUAACACCCCAAGGCGCAAACAAAUACAGCGCCAACCUCCGCCCAGAAUGGUGCAUAGGAACCGUUCCCCACGGCGGCUACACAACAGCCGUAAUUUACAAUCUAGCAAAAACGCACUUUGCGCACGCCCAUGCAAACAGAUACAAAACAACACCCUCGCCAAUCUCCCUGCAGCUUUCCUUCCUGCGCCGCACAGCAGCAGGACCAGCAACCUUUGAAGUGGAAGAUGUCAAGCUAGGCCUACGCACCAGCACAAUCCACAUCAAACUCCUCCAAGAAUCCGAUAAGAAACCCGGCCAAAUGGAGAUCAUGGUCGCGGGCUAUAUCACGCUCAGCCCGCCCGACACGGAAGUCGGAAUCAGCGCUGGAACGGGGUGGAAGCCGUACCCUGUUCCGCCGGCUGGCUCGCGCGCCGAUGGCUCUGUGGAUUUGUCGGCGCUGGGAUCUACCGGUCGUGACGGCGGGUGGAUGAAGAUGAAUCCUCCUUUUGCGGAGUUCCGCAAAGCUGCUGCGCAGAUUGAGUUGUUCGGGCCUGCUGAGAAACGGGUCGGUAUGGGUGUUGAUCAGUGGGCGCGGUUUAGGCCUGGUGGGGAUGGGAAUGGGCGUUGGACGGAUGCUGCUGUUGCGUAUCUCGUUGACAUGUUUCCUAUGGCGCUUGAUGGGUUUGAUCAUAUGUCUGCUGAGGCUGUGGCCCGUGAGGAGGGGGGAAAGGCUCCGGAAAUGAAGGCGAAGUUUUGGUAUCCCACUGUAACAUUAAACGUGGACAUGAAGAAGCAUCUUCCUGCUGGGGGUGUGGAGUGGCUUUAUAGUCGGGUUGUGACCAAGGUUGUUAGGGAUGGACGGACGGAUUUGGAGGUUACUGUUCUUGAUGCUGAUGGCGAGGUUGUUGCGUUGAGUACGCAGGUUGGCUUGGUGGUUAGUGCGAGUCGGAAUGUUGGGACGAGGAAGUUCCAGAAGUUGUAG
Messenger RNA from Penicillium nucicola, 1002 nucleotides. RefSeq names its product thioesterase family protein. Bases 1 to 1002 code for a protein of 333 amino acids. Lineage: Eukaryota; Fungi; Ascomycota; Eurotiomycetes; Eurotiales; Aspergillaceae. The record is from RefSeq and is a predicted model, not a curated record. The transcript has 2 exons.